This is a messenger RNA of Adineta ricciae, 1269 nucleotides long. The record is from the annotation of a GenBank genome assembly. NCBI's taxonomy places the organism in Eukaryota, Metazoa, Rotifera, Eurotatoria, Adinetida, Adinetidae.
AUGGAACAUUCAAAUGGAUAUUCUCAAAUAUCAACGCUUGAUGAUAGUCAAGCAUUUAAUGUUGGGGGAGAAUUCCAAUAUUCGGAACCUUAUACCGCAACAACUUCGACAACUGGUGGUAAUAAUACUCAACUGGAUACUGAAAUUCACAGUUGGGAACAGUUACUAGGAGAGAAGAUUGGAACAAGUUCCUAUCCGAAUUCUCCACCAGUCGAAGGAACAAUUGAUCAAUCGGUUCAGUUGGGCUUUUCACCACAAGGAGAUACCACGAAGUUUCGUCGAGCUUCUCCAACUGAAAAGCCAAACUCGGAAGCUGACUACGAAACACUGGUUCGAACUAAAAAUUUAUACUAUGAUCCCGAACCAAAAGUUAUUCGUAAAACCUCAACAACGAACCCGAUUGUCUACAAUCAAAACAUUAUGGUACGGUUUUUACAGCCACCACCCGUGCCACAAGCACCGUUGAUUAUUCGAGAAGUGCGCGCACCACAACCUCCACCGCCGCCACCGCUCGUUAUUCGUCAGCAUCCACCACCGCCUCUAUCACCUCCACCAAUUAUUCUUCGUGAAAAACCACCGACGGCACCUUCGGCAAUGACUGCAACAGUCAUCACCCGAACGCUUCCACCGAUUCCACCACCACCGCGGUCAGUUAUCAUUGAAAAUCUUCCACGAUUGCCUCCUAAACCACGGGACGUAAUCAUCGAACGAUGGAUACCAUAUGAAGCUCUGUACAAACGUCCAGUUGUUGUUCAUCGAGCGAAAGAAUCAAAACCAUAUCCUCCACCAAAAAAUGUUAUCAUAACAUAUGAACCUAUACAAACACGUGUUAUUCGCCAAUUUCAACGAUUAGGAGUCACGCCUGAAGAUCCGACGAAUUACGCGAAGAAUUAUGGAGAUAGUCUACUUGAUACUGAUCAACUAUUAGCUCAAAUCAAAGAACUAGGUCUAAAUGUAGAUCUCUCUCCUCCGGCACUAUUUAAUAAUAAGAAUUCAUCAAUACUACUAGAUAAUCUCGACCCAAGCUUUAGUAAAUCACCCGCUGCUUCUCCACAAAAACAAUUGUACGGCGAAGUUAAUAGUAACAAUGCAAAUUACGCUCCGACCUUUGAAAAUCUUAUUCAAGAAACAAAAUCAACCAAAACUGUGGAAGAUUCCAAGGUUCUACAAUUGGCAAAGGAGCAUCAUAAUUUUUUCUCAAGUACGAAAGAAGAUUUAACAAGCCAAUUUGCUCAUUUUGGUAUCUCCUCCGAAACGAUUCCUUAUUAA